Fulvia fulva is the source of this 555-nucleotide messenger RNA. RefSeq lists its product as uncharacterized. NCBI's taxonomy places the organism in Eukaryota, Fungi, Ascomycota, Dothideomycetes, Mycosphaerellales, Mycosphaerellaceae. The transcript is spliced from 5 exons. The record is from RefSeq and is a predicted model, not a curated record. The coding region runs from base 1 to 555 and encodes 184 amino acids.
AUGGCACCCAGGGUCCCAACAUUAGCCCAGAGUGAGUCGAAAUCAAAGUUCUUUGAAAGACUCGAUCUGAGUAAGGAUGACCCGGCGGACAAGCAACUCUACGCGAUGAUGAAGGUGGAAGCUGCUCAAGGGAGGAAGCGCUUGGUCGAGGACCACCCUUCGUUUGUCGUUACAUAUGAAUCCAUCAACGAGACUGCGAUACACCGCGAGAUCUUGAUCGUAUAUCAACGUGCGAGUCGACAGACGAAGGCCAUCUACGAUCUUGGCCGCGACGUGGAUGGGGUCGAGGAAGAGAAUUGGAUCGUCCGAUGGCUCCUGUGGCAUGCCUUCCGGUAUCGUGAUCAGCGCAACAAUAGAAGCCGCCGCCCAGCAUCUUACCCUUGCGGUUCCGGAGAAGAUGGCCCAGCUCGAAACAGCUCAAGCCAAUCCACAACACCAGCUUCAAGCACCGAGCCUGCCUGUACUAAUAUCUCCCAGAACAGUGAAGGGUCAAUACCGCCUAGUGGGAGCGGAAGAUUUUGGGAUCCUGUUCGUAACAGCUGGCACGAGCCGUGA